CGCCCCAGCCCCCCAGCCGAGGCCACCCCGCCUAUUAACGGCCGCGGGUCGCCCGGCCCGCCCCGCGCCCCGCCGGUUACGCCCAGCGGGUCUCUCUCCGAACUGUCCGGGGACGCGCGUUUGGGUCCGGACCUGAGACCGCCGUGUCGCUACAUCUCACCGGGGCUAUGGCCUCACUGGACGACGUGCGGGAGCUGAAAAAAGAACAUAUCCGUUCCUUGACUAUGUGUGGCCAUGUUGGCUUUGAAAGUUUACCUGAUCAGCUGGUUGAUAGAUCCAUUCAGCAAGGCUUCUGUUUUAAUAUUCUCUGUGUGGGGGAGACUGGAAUUGGAAAGUCCACACUGAUUAAUACCUUGUUUAAUACUAAUUUUGAAGAACUUGAAUCCUCACAUUUUUAUCCAUGUGUUAAACUUAGAGCUCAGACAUAUGAACUCCAGGAAAGUAAUGUUCGCUUGAAACUCACCAUUGUAAAUACAGUGGGAUUUGGUGACCAAAUAAAUAAAGAAGAGAGCUACCAGCCAAUAGUUGAUUACAUAGAUGAUCAAUUUGAGGCCUAUCUUCAGGAAGAAUUGAAGAUCAAGCGUGCUCUUUUUAACUACCAUGAUUCUCGUAUCCAUGUGUGCCUCUACUUCAUUGCUCCAACAGGCCAUUCCCUAAGGACGCUUGACCUCUUGACCAUGAAGAGCCUGGACAGCAAGGUGAACAUUAUACCAUUAAUUGCCAAGGCAGAUACAAUUUCUAAAAGUGAAUUACAGAAGUUUAAGAUGAAGCUCAUGAGUGAACUGGUCCUCAAUGGUGUUCAGAUAUAUCAGUUUCCAACAGAUGACGACACUACUGCCAAGAUCAAUGGUGCAAUGAAUGGACAUUUGCCAUUUGCUGUUGUAGGAAGUAUGGAUGAGAUAAAAGUUGGAAAUAAGAUGGUCAAAGCUCGUCAGUAUCCUUGGGGUAUUGUACAAGUGGAAAAUGAAAAUCACUGUGACUUUGUGAAGCUACGGGAAAUGCUUAUUUGUACAAACAUGGAGGAUCUGAGGGAGCAGACCCACAGAAGGCACUAUGAGCUUUACAGGCGAUGCAAAUUGGAGGAAAUGGGCUUUUCAGAUGUGGGCCCAGAGAACAAGCCCCUCAGUCUUCAAGAGACUUAUGAAGCCAAGAGACAUGAAUUCUAUGGUGAACGUCAGAGGAAGGAAGAAGAGAUGAAGCAGAUGUUUGUGCAGCGAGUAAAGGAGAAAGAAGCCAUAUUGAAAGAAGCUGAAAGAGAGCUUCAAGCCAAAUUUGAGCACCUUAAAAGAAUUCACCAGGAAGAGAGAAUGAAACUUGAAGAAAAGAGAAGAAUUUUGGAGGAAGAAUCACUUGCUUUCUCUAAGAAAAAAGCUGCCUGCGAUCUCUUCCAGAACCAGUCAUUUAUGGCGUCAGGUAGCACCACUAAGAAGGACAAAGACCGAAAGAACUCCAAUUUUAUUUAACACAAGAGUUCCAGAGCACAGAUGGUCAUCACAGUCAAAAGUCAUUUGUAUGCUUUGAGCUUUUGCUCUUUUUGCCUUAUCACUAAUUCAAUUAUCUAGCAAAGGGCUAAAGCUACUCACACUUGUAGAAAAAUAUUUUCACAUGUAAGGCUGAACUUUCAGCUAAAGUUCAUAUUUCUUACACGUUUACUGUUGUUAGGAAUCUGUAAGUUGCUCUUUGGUUGGAUCUUGGUCUACUUUCCUGCUGCCAAAUGUUACUUUACUGUGUGUUUAAUGGCAAAGGUUUAUUGCCAUUGAAAUUACAGAGCUCCUUCAUAUUAUGAAUAUCAGAUUGCAUUUUUAUUCACACAUGAACCUAUUUUUUUGCUGUAUACUAAACAGAGAACACUGGAGGCAUAUACCUUGGAAUGUAUUACAGAGUUAAAGCUAACAUCAAUAGUAGAAAAUUUUAAAAUUUAAUACAAUAAGCUAACUUGUGAUAAUCUGAGAUUCCGUGUCAAACAAUGUAACCUUUUAUGCUUCAAUGUGCCUUGUUGUGUAUUGCUGUGAUAAAAUAUGUUUAGAAGUUAAAACAUACAUUUGAAACUGAAUUAUCAUAUUAUUUUUCUUAAGAUGUCAUGUAUUUUUUUUAAUGCUGUCUUUCAGGGACUAAGAAAGUUGAAAAAAUAAGAAAGUUGAAAAUUUUAUUAGAACAUCUGAAUUUAAAACUUGAUAUUUCAUAUUUCAGGAGAUAUUUGCAUUCAGUGCCUUAGUCCUAGAAUAUUUUACUGUUUUAUCUUUUAUAUCGUUUAUAGGUAUAUGUGUUUUCAUUCUUUUGUAUUUUAAUAUUCUGUAUUCUGAAUAAAAUUGAUAUUCUUGACAAA
This is a messenger RNA of Meriones unguiculatus (Mongolian gerbil), 2326 nucleotides long. RefSeq names its product septin 10 (gene Septin10). Gene Ontology annotation, molecular function: GTPase activity; molecular adaptor activity; GTP binding. Gene Ontology annotation, biological process: cytoskeleton-dependent cytokinesis. The transcript is spliced from 10 exons. Gene Ontology annotation, cellular component: septin complex; cell division site; septin ring. The record is from RefSeq and is a predicted model, not a curated record. The coding region runs from base 168 to 1463 and encodes 431 amino acids. NCBI's taxonomy places the organism in Eukaryota, Metazoa, Chordata, Mammalia, Rodentia, Muridae.